AUGGCACCAGAGCUGGAGACCGUUCUGGCAGAAGCACGGCGUUCGCCUUUCACCUCAAGAGUCUCAGGUGUCAGAGUGAGACGCAACCUCGACACCAACAAGAAUAAGCCAAUACCAUACGACGGAAAGGGAGACCCCACUGUCUUCUUGAAGUCGAUGUCUAUCCACAUCGGAAGUUCGUACUUCUCACCAGAAGAGGAAGACGCGGGAAGUUGUCAGCUAUUCGUCGAGAGUCUAACUGGCGAAGCAUUGAACUGGUUUUCAAGACUGAAGGCUAAUUCGAUCGAUGGCUAUGAAGCACUGACAACCGCCUUUCUUCAGCAUCACCAAUGCUUCAUGCGUGUGCCUGCAUCGAAUGCCGACUUGUGGAGAAUGUAUCAAAAGCCUAACGAGUCAUUACGGACAUUCAUGGAAAGAUUUAAAAUUGUCGUAUCCCAACUCGCUAGAAGCGACGAGUCCGCCAUCGGUGCAUUGAAAAACGCGCUCGCUCGUGGCACCAGAUUCAAGGAUGACCUAACAAUCCUCCCCGUCACAAGCUUAGGUGAAGUACUUGCACGUGCUAAUCGGUACAUCCAAGUUGAGGAGGAUGAAAGGAACCCCGACCAACCAAAAGUUACCGAAAAAGUUCCAAGUUCUAAAAACAAGGCCGUGGAAGAAUACUACGAGCCACGCCAGCAUUACAACAUAGAUUACGCCAAGGGCGGAAAAGGGAGGAAGUCAACGAUGUUUGCCAUCGAAGGAAAGGAGCAGACACAGAGCAAGCGUUGGAAUAAGUACCAUCGUGAACCUAAAGGCCCUAGUUACAAGGGCAAGUGCGGAUACUACGAAUUCCACAAAUUCGGUGGUCAUUCCACCGAAGAAUGCAAAACGCUACAAUUGUUGCUACUCCACAAAUACAAAAGAGGAGAUAUUAACGUCGAUCAGGAACGACGAAAGGUUAACACGCACGUGGGCAACCCGUAUUGCUUGGCGGACGAGCAGCAACAUGGUAGGCAGCACAUAGAAGAAAUAGCGCAAAAUGAUCAAGCUCAGGAAGUCGCGCGUUUACCUCCUCACGAUCAACUUGCUCUACCCCCUCCCCCAAAACGGAAUCUUGACAGACAAGAGUUCGAGGAAGCACCAGCUCCUCGCCGAUGA
Molecule: messenger RNA, 1137 nt
Organism: Camelina sativa (false flax)
Lineage: Eukaryota; Viridiplantae; Streptophyta; Magnoliopsida; Brassicales; Brassicaceae
Source: RefSeq, a predicted model, not a curated record